Messenger RNA from Chara braunii, 2836 nucleotides. The record is from the annotation of a GenBank genome assembly. NCBI's taxonomy places the organism in Eukaryota, Viridiplantae, Streptophyta, Charophyceae, Charales, Characeae.
UCGGAGAAGACAUGAAAUGGAGGUCGUGCUUCUGUUGGAGUGGCUCUCGUCGUCUGUGGCGCACAUAGACAUCCGCGCUGCUCGCUAAGGUGGCGGAGACAACUUUGCAAGGGUGUGCUUGACCAAGCAGCAGCAGUAAUGGAAUAGGCUUGGAAAGCAUUUUCUGGCAGCCAGAGACGUUUGAGUACAGCUGACGGCUUCAUAGGGGUGGCUAUCAGAUAGACUCGACAAGCGACAGCACUCACUGUGGCGCCUUCAGCAUGACAAGAAUCAAAGAGAAUGUUCGUACUGCAUGCUGUGAUGGCAGCGGACGACGGUUAUAGGGGUGGUGGCUAUCGGAUAGGCUCGACAACCGACAGGAUUGGGCCCCCUUGCACAACACGUGGAGAAGCAGAAGCUUCUGAAAAGUUUAACCCGGUGUGUGCAGGUGCUGCUCACUGAAGAGUUUCUACCUUUGUUUGCCUUUGUCAAGACCAAAACAGAGAAUGUAUUAUGCAAUUCCAACGGCUGACGCAGCUCACACAACCCUGGGGAGGAAGGAGGUGGUGCAGAAUGGCAGAGUUGGUGCGCACUACUCACUUGGGAUGACGAGCUUUCUGACAUCAUCACAAGCAGGAACAGCAGAAUAUUGCUACUAUGCAGCAGAGAGGGCCAACCCCAUGGAACUCCAUUAAGGAAGCCCCUCUUUGUGCAGCAGUUUCUGCAGCCUCUUUUUCCAGUUUGUGCACUUUGUUAGGUUUGUGCACCCUCUUUGUGCAUCCACAUCCUCGUUCUGCAUCCAUCCUCUGUGUGCAUCCAUCUUCUGUGUGCAUCCAUCCUCUGUGUGCAUUCUCUUUGUGCGUCCCCAUCCUCUUUGUGCAGUUUGUGCACCCUCUCUUUUGCAUUCUCUUUGUGCAGUUUGUGCACCCUCUUUUUUGCAUUCUCUUUGUGCAUUCUCUUUGUGCAUCCUCUUUGUGCAUCCUCUUUGUGCAUCCUCUUUGUGCAUCCUCUUUGUGCAGUUUGUGCACCCUCUUUUUUGCAUUCUCUUUGUGCAUUCUCUUUGUGCAUUCUCUUUGUGCAUUCUCUUUGUGCAUUCUCUUUGUGCAUCCUCUUUGUGCAUUCUCUUUGUGCAUCCUCUUUGUGCAUUCUCUUUGUGCAGCCUCCUUAUGCAGUUUGUGCAUCCUGUCUUUGCUGCCUCGUUGUGCAGCCUCAUUGUGCAUCCUCUUUGUGCAGAAGUUCUUUCAGUUUGUGCAGCAGCACUGAGGGAGGAGGUUUAUGGUUCUCCUGAACAGUGGAAAGGAUCAAGACGUGCAAGGUGGUGCAGUAUUAGUAAUGUGGGCAGCUGUGUUCUGCUCUGCAGAAGCGGGGCCCAUAGCUUCCAUGGACCUCACUGUGGGGAGAAUCCAAUCCGGCAGGCAUGGCCUAAGAUUCAGGGAUGUUGCCAAUAACAGUGAUCAGAUGUGUUGUGCUGUGCAGACGUGUAAGACCAGGUUCAACCAAAGGCUGUCAGGAUGAUGAUGGAUGAUAUUUUCUGGACGAGCGCCUACUUGUCUGCGUGUUAUCGUGAUACCAAGUCAGUGAACGAGUGAUGAACACGUUUCCAAUACCAUGCCUUUGGCGGAGCCUCUGAUCUCCUGGUCAUGUGGCUGCUUCCGGCCUCAAGUUUGAGAUAAUUGCAGGUGGGGCAAGAGGCAUUCUGUCUGAAAUGGGAGUCAAUCUCAAUGUCUGUAGUGAUCUGCUAACCGCCGGUCGAAGACCGGUCGGCCGUGCUGAAGUCGUUGAAGGAAAGCCGUGAAAACAACCAUGCGAGGUCGCUCACGCAGAGCAUGCGAUCCUGGCGGCUGCAAGGUUUCAGAAGAUCAAGUCAAGGGGCAGAAGCAAGUUUGGCAGUCUGGUGGUGGGAAAGGCUGCAACAUCAGCAGCAUCGGAUUGCUUGGGCGCGUAUCGUGUCACUGGUGUGACUGGCGUCCGCCCAACAGCAGCAAUCGUCUGGCGCUACGGAUAAGGAAUGAAACCCGUCGCGAUUGCACCGAGUGCACUCGGUAGCUAGUGGUAGGUAAGUAAUCUCACACAUGUGCGUACGAGUUCCCACCCAUAGCUAAGUCGAGAACACGUAAAUUCAGCAUGCUGGGAGCUUGUUCCGUUUAUCGGAACCACCAAAGUUCUAUAUGAGGAUGGGUGCUUAGAACAUUUCAGCUUCAAUAAUAUGCGAUGACGGCUUCAGAAAUGCUCGCUUGCCCAACAGCCUUGUGAGAUAGAUGUGUUCGUAAUUUAGGAAUUCGAUAAUAUUUUGCGGAUUCGUGUAUACAGCAUUGAUGCAUGACCAGCUGCCUGGCUCAUGCUCAGGCUGUCAGUUAUAUUCUUCUGUCAUCGCACCGAGCUUCCGCGCUAUGGCAGGCCAUCAGUCUAGAAUCUGCAUAUCCAACUAUUCCGUCUGCGACUCUGCGAGAGGCGAAGGUCAUCUUUAAGAGUCAUGAGAAAUUGUUGUAUGGAUGUGUGCCAUUUGUACCAGUCAGCGGUUCAACAGCCCAGUUCUCAGAUAGACUCACAGAACUGAUUGCACAUUCAGUGGUCGGUGAAGGAGCAGGCUCGCCAGGCUUGCCUUAGUCGACACAGACUCGACAGUGAUGACUCACUCAAAGAGGAAGGAGCCUCACUCGAAGAGGAACAGGCUUCCGAUGGUGGCCCAUUCUCUCCAAGACUGCUAGAAAAUUGCUUGCUUGCUUAUACAACGUGUACGCCGUGUAGAUAUAAGGAUCGGUUUCAUCUUGCAUGAGUGUGUUUGAAGCAACUUUGGACCUCACUUGUUCAUUCAGAUGGGAGUCGUCUUGGCCUAUGAUAAAGUUAAUUGAACAUU